CUGACUUACGUCAGUGUGGGUGUUUCGGUUUCAGUGUGGCGGCCAUUAUACUACGUUUAAUUAUUUAGUUUUUUUGCUGUUUAGUGCUUUACCAAACAAAGAACUUGAAUAUUUUAGAUAUAUUCUCUAAAGCCAUACUUUUGGACAAAAUACGUUUAUAGUACAAAUAUGAAUCCAGAAUACGACUAUCUGUUCAAGCUGCUCCUUAUCGGAGACUCCGGAGUGGGCAAGUCCUGUCUCCUACUCAGAUUUGCCGAUGACACAUACACAGAAAGCUACAUCAGUACUAUUGGUGUGGACUUCAAAAUUAGGACUGUAGAAUUAGACGGCAAGACAAUAAAGCUACAAAUAUGGGACACGGCAGGUCAAGAGCGGUUUAGGACCAUUACCUCGUCAUACUACAGAGGAGCACAUGGCAUUAUUAUUGUCUACGACUGCACAGAUCAGGAUUCGUUCAGCAACGUGAAGCAGUGGCUUGAAGAGAUCGACCGCUACGCGUGCGACAACGUCAAUAAGCUGCUAGUCGGCAACAAGUGUGAUCUCACCACCAAGAAAGUGGUCGAUUACACCACGGCCAAUCAAUACGCGGAGCAGCUCGGCAUCCCGUUCCUGGAGACGUCGGCCAAGAACUCGACCAACGUGGAGCAAGCCUUCAUGACCAUGGCGGCCGAGAUCAAGGCGCGCGUCGGCCCGCCCUCCGCCGGCGCCGCGCCCGCCGGCGCCGCCGUCAAGAUCGAGCAGGGCCGCCCCAUCGACACCGGCAAGUCCUCGUGCUGCUGAACACCACACCGGCACAGCUGGGCUGGCUUGGCUCGGGCGCUGUGCGAUGCGCCGGCCGCACCACACAUAACAAAUGCAAUUACCACAAAUCGUUUCAUCGCAUCGUUAAUUAUAUAAACUAAUAUAGUGCCCGACCGGCGGCGGCACAGUACGUAAAAGGUAAUAAAAUAAUAAAUACACUUGUACAAUCGACAACAAUAUUUGCUCCAACAUGUUUCCUGGCCGGGAAAUAGGGCAUAAUAAAUAAGUAAUUAAAAUCAAUUUAAUAAAUAACGUUCAGCAUUUUAAAUCUAUUUCUAUGUGCUCUAAAAUUCGAUUUAUGCUUGUCUCAUUUAUUAAGUUUUCUAACCUUAAAAUUUACAUUACUAAAAUUGCUAUUAUAUUGUGAAUAAAUGUUUUAUUUACAAGGAAAUAGAUUUUUAGUAUAGUAAAAUAUAAGGUUAGAAAAUUGUUUUGAUAAGAUAAAUAUACUUAUCACUACCAUCUGAAUGAAUGAAAUACUGUCAAAGACCCGAAUGAUUCACGAUCCAAAACCGCACCAAGCACCAACUAAUGUUAAAAUUUCCACCAGUGUAUAGUUGGUUCCCUGAACUGUCAAGUUGAACACACAAAUUAUCUAGAAGCAAGAAUACCAUAGAGAUGUCAUAAUACCAAGCCCGAACGAGAUGGCCUUAUGGAACUUUCAGCAGGAGUAGCAGGAAAAGCGCUAUUAUCGUUUAUCUUUCUUAUAGUUCAGCUAAGAAAUCCCACGUGCAACGUCAAAACGGUAGGUGUCUGAGGGCCUACCGCGAACACCGAAGUUCGCUAAUUGCGGUUAUCUUUCUCUGUCACUCUAAUUAUUACUCCUUAAUUGAAGUAAAAGAGAAAGAUGCCCGCAAUAUGCGUACUUCUGUGUUUGCCGUACGCCCUCUGGUGUUCCACACCAAAGCUUGGCGGGCAACAACUUAACUAAAUUGUGUAGGUAUUGGUAUGUUGUCAGCAAUGUUAAAUUCUUAUUACGUGUGUUUUGUCCCACACGGACGCACGCAUAUAGCAAUUCUAUGGUAUAAUUGCUUUUAGCAAAAUAUCUCUGAGAAAAGCGCCAUCUAUCGGUAGUGUCAAGCGUUAUAGACGAGUCAAAUAAGUGUUUAUACCCGUACUGUGCCGCGUGUGGUAUAUAAAUAAGCUGACUUAAGUUGCUAUGUCCGAAUAUCUUGAUAGUUAAAGGGAACGAAAUGGAUGGGUGUAUGUUUAUACAUGUUUAUAUAUAAUGAAUAUCGUAGGUUAAUUUUGUGCUGUAUCCGCGAGGUCAAGAUUUCAACUUAGGUCAAAUUUGUAUGUGAGGGCUCGUUUUGUAUGUUCUAAUGUUAGUGUUAGAUGUGGGGGAGGUAAAUAGUUUUUUUACACAGUGAUGUUCAGAAUUGCAUAGCUAGUUGCACAGACGCUUGCUGGUACUGUCGCCAUCAGAUAUAUCAAAGCGGCUCAGGGGUUCAAAAAUUAUUGAACAUUCACUCUAUCGCCUCGACAAUAGUGUGUUCAGAUAUUUUUGAGCACCUCGGCCGCUCCGAUAUACAGGUGGCUAAAAAAGAAGUGCAUUUCCAUUGCCAGGGAGGUUUUGGGAUUAUACUGAGCAACUUUUACUAUGGGACCAAGCAUGAAAUCGCGAAAAAAAAAUUACCCUCUCAUAGAAAAUGGACCAGCCAAAAUGUAUGAAACAGGCAAAUUUUCUUCGCGAUUUCGGGGUUGGUACCAUAGUAAAAGUUGCUCAGUAUAAUCCCAAAACCUCCCUGGCUAACACUUGACAAUAUGUUCAGAUUUUUGUGAGUAUCUUGGGCGAUCUGAUGUAUAUGAUGGCCACUGGACAUAAAAUGCUAAUUGUUUGCAAGUGAUCAUCAAUCAUUAAAGAUAUUUAUUGAAUCAGUAAUCAUUAAAAUAAAAUACGAUUUAAACUCACGUGUUUCGUGAAAUGUUUCGGAGAGUCUUAAGUCUCCUUUCUCAAUUUUCGCGCGAGUGAAUAAAAACAAGUAAAUAUCGAUUUCCCAUACAAACAUCGUCCCCCCUUCUCACCCCCUUAAAGGACGAUUCCUGGGAUAAAAACUACCCUAUGUCCUUCCCCGGGAUUCAAACUAUCUCCAUACCAAAUUUCAACUAAAUCGGUUCAGCGGUUUAAGCGUGAAGAGGUAGCAGACAGACACACUUUCGCAUUUAUAAUAAUUAGUAUGGAUUGCACCAAUAAUUAUACAUUUUAUUUUCCAGGCAACAAGUGAGUCUAAAUCGUAAAAUUAUUUAAUAUUGAAUCAAUCCACAUGAAUGUCACACGCCUAUCGUACGGCGCGUUAUACUGAACCUUGUCGCGAUGCAGGAAGGUUGAUAUUGGGCUGAAGCCGCGCGUCAGUUGCGUCUUUGGCGUUGAAAUUGUUUUAAAGGUGCUCCAAAAUGGCAGAUUGUCAUAAAGAUUGUAAAGGUCCCCGGGAAGCUCGGUUCUCCAUACAAACGUAGUUACGCUAUCAUUUUAAAAUGACUAGCUAGAUUGCUCUGAAACUAUACUUACAAUAGGAUAAGGUUUAUCUAUGUCUGUAAUACCAUAGUAAAAAAAAUACAGCGAAGUUUUUCAUAGAAAACUUGUUUUUGCUCUAUUUCGUUUGUUUUAUAAACUGGAGCUAUAUAAGCUUAUUACAGACCUAGAUAUACCUCAUGUCAUUGUAUAUGCAAAGUUUCAUUAGAAUCCAACACGUAGUUUUAAAAUAGGAACGAAACUCCGUUUGUAUGAGAAGGUGAAAUUCGGCCGAACUUGCCGGGGACUUUUAAUUGCCUAUGGCUUGAUUUUUAAGAGAACACAAUAUCACUGCUGUAAAAGCGUUAUUUACCUUCAGGUUCGAAUUCACACAAAUCAACAACUAGAUGUUAACAAUGAUUUCAUCAACAUUGUAAUGUGUGAUCACAUACAAUCAUGAAUCUUCUAUCGAAAAUAUUGAUAGUAGACCAAGAUAAGUCUGCAGCGAUUUUGAUAGCGCAGACUGCAAGUGUCAUACUUCUACGGAAUUAUGACGUAUAAAAUAACACUUGCACAGUUCGCUGUCAAAAUCGUUGCAGAGUUAUCUUGGUCUAACUCUAUCUUAUGUUGACGCAUACCGACUGAAAAAUCCAUAUAGGUACGUCAAAUUCCAAUAUGACUGUUAUAUAUGGUAGCACUGCCAUAAUUUUUCGAUGCCGCAGCGAUUGUUAUCUGAGACGGAGUCUUCAUGUCGAUAUAUUUGUAAGAUCAAUGGUGGUAAAGUAAGGAUGCUAACCACGAAAAAUUUCGUACAUCGACCCGUAUGUUCCUAUCUCUAUCGCACGCGCAUAAUUAUAUUGCUGUCUCGCUCGCACAUUGGCAUUGACCGACGCAAUAAUUAAUUAUGCGCGUGCGAUGGAGAUAGGAACAGGCGGGUCAAUGUACGAGAUUCUUUCUUGCUUUAACUUGUAGAUUUGUGUGCCGUCGAACAAGUAUCAUUCGAGCUAGCUAGCAGCGAUCUAGUUAUAUAAGUCUAUACUUAUCUGGCCCGUCCGAAGGGCCGUUUCGUUUAUACCCGCUGAUUUCACUGAGGUACUAAUUUUAUACGCACUGUGUUUAAUACAAGACCGAGCUGUGUUGAAUUUUGUGUUCAAAUAUAUGUUUAACACAAAAUUGUAGAUAUAGCGUUAUGGCCUUAGAAACGAUAUUAGCAUCCGUAGGCAGAGGGGAUAUAGUAUUAAAAGACAUUACAUAUAUCAUCGCCCACACUGUUAACUGACAGUUCUUAAACUUUAUUACAAAGGGCAUAAGGUCCAUCGAUGGACAGUUAUAGUCUGCAUCUUCGCAAAUGAUUUUUACUUCUAAGACCUAAAGUCUUAGACGUAAAAAUCAUUUUAGAAGAUGCAGACUAUAAGUGGAGCUGUUUGUACAGCAGUGUGAUAGUUUUAAAAUUAAAUGUGACGUUUUCAACUACAAGGUACCACAUUGUCGCUUGUUGAUAUAUGGUUGAUUUCUAAAGCUAUAUGGAAAUAGCACCUUACUGACAAGCGACAAUAAGUACUCUUUUGGUUGAAAAUGGUACAAAUGGUUUUUUAUUCUAAACGCCAGAAUGAAUUAUGAUUUCGUCCUUUUAUUUAAAGUAAUUAAAGUAUUAUAUUAUCGCUGGUGUUUAAAAUGAUGGGCCGCUAAUUUAUUUUUUAAAUCUAUAGCUGACUCAUUUAUGUGGUUAUUUUUCUACAUCAGUUAGUUAACCAAAUCAAGCGCUGACCCACUGUAAUUCUGUAUGAGGGUUCUUAGAAAUUAAAACAGUAUGCUAAUAAA
Cydia strobilella is the source of this 5074-nucleotide messenger RNA. RefSeq names its product ras-related protein Rab-1A (gene Rab1). NCBI's taxonomy places the organism in Eukaryota, Metazoa, Arthropoda, Insecta, Lepidoptera, Tortricidae. Bases 169 to 780 code for a protein of 203 amino acids. Gene Ontology annotation, molecular function: GTPase activity; GTP binding. Gene Ontology annotation, biological process: vesicle-mediated transport. The transcript is spliced from 5 exons. The record is from RefSeq and is a predicted model, not a curated record.